Molecule: messenger RNA, 1609 nt
Organism: Ceratosolen solmsi marchali
Lineage: Eukaryota; Metazoa; Arthropoda; Insecta; Hymenoptera; Agaonidae
Product: transmembrane protein 104 homolog
Exons: 6
Coding region: 1-1509 (502 amino acids)
Source: RefSeq, a predicted model, not a curated record
AUGGAAUUAUUCUUACAGGUUGGACUGAUCUAUGUUUUCAAUAUCAUCGUUGGAACUGGAGCUUUAGCGCUUCCAGCUGUCUUGGGUCGUGCAGGAUGGCUUCUAGGCUCGUUUGUAAUAUUAGUUCUGGCCCUUAUAAGUUUCAUUACCGUAACAUUUGUAAUAGAGACAAUGGCUUCGGCUAAUGCUAUUCUAACAUGGACGAAAAUUCAAGAACUUAUGAGAAUUGGUCAAGCACAAGAGCGACCGAUCGAUGGAUCAGAGACCGAGGCAAUGCAGGCUGUAGGACCCUCGACUUCUGAUUCCGAAGACACACCCCUUGUAACACCAUCCUUAAAGAAUUCGGAACGCAUCGAUGUGUCAUAUCGCUAUUACAGUAUAGAUGACAAAAUCGAAAUGGGUGAAAUGGCCUCGAUAUUCUUCAACAAAAUUGGAACAAUAAUGUUCUAUGCGUGCUUAGCUAUUUACUUAUACGGAGAUCUGAGUAUUUAUGGAACGGCUAUCGCCAAAUCUGUCGCUGAUGUCUCCUGCACCUACAUUCCACAGAAUUAUACCUGCAAUGAUAUCAUUCCAGAUAAUGAACAUUGCUGGGAGUCAAUUAAUUUGAGCAGAUUUGACGCCUACCGACUAUUUUUAACAGUAUUUAUUUUAUCACUUGGUCCAUUCGCCUUCUUUAAUGUUCAAAAGACAUUAUAUUUGCAAAUAUUAACUACGAUGAUGAGAUGGUUGGCAUUUAUGAUAAUGAUUCUUUAUACGAUACAGAAAUUAAUAAUCGAUGGUGCACAAGGAAAACCGUCCAAAGCAGAUUCGGCCGGAUUGCCUGGGCUGUUUGGUGUAUGCGUUUAUUCUUUUAUGUGCCAUCAUUCUCUACCAGCGUUGCUCACUCCAAUCUCAAACAAAUCUAUGCUUAACAGAUCAGUAGGCUUCGAUUUUUUAUUAAUUUCCUUCUUCUAUCUUUUGCUAGCGCUCACAGGAAUUUUUGCCUUUGAGCAUUUAGAUGACCUUUACACAUUAGACUUUGGACCUAGGAAUUGCUCGACUAGCAGCAAUAUCUUCAUAGUCAUUAUAGAAUACUUUCUCGCUCUUUUUCCCGUAUUCACGCUCAGUACCAGUUUUCCCAUUAUUGCUAUAACUCUUCGGAAUAAUUUGCAGUACCUAUUUUUUCGUGAUAAUGAGAGUUACAAUUUUUGCCUGUCCAAGUUAAUCUUUCCAAUACUGGCUGUAUUGCCUCCGUAUUUGAUAGCCAUGAGUACAAAAAAUUUGACGGUACUGGUAAGCAUUACUGGUUCGUACGCGGGUGCUGGGAUCCAAUAUUUGAUACCCACCUUUUUGGUUUACAAUGCAAGAAAACAGACCGCUCAAGUUUUCACGCAAGAAGUAACGAAUAAGUUUGCCAGUCCAUUCGCAAGUCAUUACUGGUUGAUAUUUAUUUUCCUCUGGUCGAUCGUUUGCGUAUCUCUCGUAUCGAUUAACUUAAUCGAUAAGCAUUUGUCGUCUAGCUUUUACUAAUAGUAAUGUCAAUGAAUGCCGAUAAGAAAUGUAAGAAGAUCGUCGUUCGAUUAUUAGAUGGUGCAUUUUGAUUUUUACGAAUGAACUAUAAUAAUUUUAU